UUUUUAUCCAGUUAACUCCAGCUGCAUCUCAUAUUUUCAAACAUGAAUACACUCCGGGUUCUUGGUCUGCUGUUGGUAUGUCAACUUGCUCUCGCCAUCGAGUCGGCACCGUAUACCGUCGUUAACUCGGCUGAGGCCUACGAGGAGCGUGUGUAUCCCGCGCAAAAAUGGAUCACCACAUCCAUUCUCUCUAUCUCCCACGACGAGGCCACCAGCAUCACCUUCUACAGGCUCUUUGACUACAUUGACGGUCAGAACGAAGAGGGCAUGAAGAUCGACAUGACAGCCCCUGUGACCACGCUGGUCAUCCCCGGAGAAGGACCCAACUGUGAGAACAACUUCACCGAAAGCUUCUACAUUCCUUCAGCCCACCAAGCCAACCCACCAAAACCCUCCAACCCUGACGUAUACAUCGAAGAGCGACCGGAACUGCACGUCUUCUCCAGGAGGUUCCACGGGUUCGCCAACGACGAGGACUGGAUCGUCAACGCCGCGCAGCUUCAUGACGACUUGGUGGCAGCCGGAGAGGAGGGCGUCGACUUCCAGACCUACUACACUGUUGGCUACGACUCUCCCUUCGUUGUCGUCGACCGCGACAACGAAGUAUGGUUCAUGAAGAAGUGAGGGGACUCAUCACCAGGGACGCUAAGAUAUUAUCAUGUUUUGUGUGUGCUCGUGUCUGUAAAUUAAUUUUGUCAUAAAUUUACUACUGUUA
This is a messenger RNA of Penaeus indicus, 715 nucleotides long. RefSeq names its product heme-binding protein 2-like. Bases 43 to 624 code for a protein of 193 amino acids. The record is from RefSeq and is a predicted model, not a curated record. NCBI's taxonomy places the organism in Eukaryota, Metazoa, Arthropoda, Malacostraca, Decapoda, Penaeidae. The transcript is spliced from 5 exons.